This is a messenger RNA of Hymenoscyphus albidus, 741 nucleotides long. Lineage: Eukaryota; Fungi; Ascomycota; Leotiomycetes; Helotiales; Helotiaceae. The record is from the annotation of a GenBank genome assembly.
AUGGGUAGGGGUUGAACCUUUCUAUCAUCUGCUUUUUGCUUCAGCUCCGAUUAGAACCAACUUGCUAAUUCAUAUAAAGCAUCUGCACUCAAUAUCAUCCGUUCUUCAAACGAUGGGCCCUUCGACUUGAGCGCCCUUCCCAAGCAUGUAAUCACGUAUACGCAAUCAGUACGAAAACCUUCCGAUAGCGGUCACUUUUCAUACACAAAGGCUAGAAGCGGCGAUUGGACAACUAUCGAUUGGAGCUACGUCAAAAUCUCCGAACGAAAGGGGGCGACAAUUGAUAUCAGUAGUCUAAAACUGGUAGCCAAUGAUCGUUAUGAAAUCGCCUAUUUUUCCGGAAAUUCUGACCGACCCAAGGAGAAAGCUGAGUUCACUGCCCCACGAGACAUUGAUCCAUCUGGAUCGUCUACAGUUGUACACUCUUCAACUUUGAGCCGCACUGGUCAUUCAAGCUCAACCUCAACGCACAAAACGAUCAGGAAGUCAGGAUCUAUGACCCAUACUCAUACCUGGGAUUCAAGCUUGACUUCUAUUCAGACACCAAUCACUCAAUCAAGCUCGUCCACGAUCUCGGGAUUGGACGUAUCUCUGACAACAUCCUUGAGCACUACGCAAGCUACCAGUUCAAUAUCACCUCCAGCAGUCACAAGUCCCAGUCGAACUUCAGGGGCAGCUGAGAGACCAGCAAUGAGUUUUGGCUUGCUUCUGGUGUUGCUUGUUGUCUUUCGAUUUAUCUAG